Molecule: messenger RNA, 3397 nt
Organism: Myotis lucifugus (little brown bat)
Lineage: Eukaryota; Metazoa; Chordata; Mammalia; Chiroptera; Vespertilionidae
Gene: SNCAIP
Product: synuclein alpha interacting protein
Exons: 11
Coding region: 32-2941 (969 amino acids)
Molecular function (GO): ubiquitin protein ligase binding
Source: RefSeq, a predicted model, not a curated record
UGACCCGACUCAAAAUGUGCAAAGAAGAAUAAUGGAAGCCCCUGAAUACCUUGAUUUGGAUGAAAUUGACUUCAGUGAUGACAUAUCCUACUCGGUCACAUCCCUCAAGACCAUCCCAGAACUGUGCCGAAGAUGUGAUUCACAGAACGAAGACAGAUCAGUUUCUAGCUCCGGCUGGAAUUGCAGCGUCACGACGCUUAUUACAAACGCGCAGAAGCCCACAGGGAUCGCGGACGUGUACAGUAAAUUCCGCCCGGUGAAGCGCGUGUCCCCGCUGAAACAUCAGCCGGAGACUCUGGACAACAACGAAAGUGAUGACCAAAAGAACCAGAAGGCGGAGUACCAGAAAGGGGGGGACACUGACGCAGACCCCCAACCCGAAGAGCUCAGCCCCGGAGGAGACAGAGAGGGCGGCCCCCAGACUAAGACCGCGGAGACCGCCUUGCUGGGCGAACUGGAGCACUAUGACCUGGACAUGGAUGAGAUUCUGGAUGUGCCUUACAUUAAAUCCAGCCAACAGCUCGCCCCUUUCCCCAAGAUGGCUCCAGAAAAAAGAGUCUUGGGCUUAUGCACAACCAUCAACGGCCUUUCUGGCAAAGUCUGCGCGACAGGAAAUGCUGAGAACUCACCGUCCACCACCACACCGUUCUGUGUCCUUUCUCCUGUGAAAAGCCCUCACCCGAGAAAAGCGUCCUCUGUCCUCCGCGACCAGCCUAAGCUCUCCCCCGAAGACACCGAGAGCUCGCCGCCGCUGGCGAAGUGUGGUUCUGCUGCCUAUGAGCCUGAAAGUCAGAGCAAGGACUUCCUCAGCAAGGCCUUCAGUGACGCUCACGGCCGAAACGUGGAGAAGCCCCUGCCGGACUGCCAGCUCAGGGCCUUCCAUCUGCAGACCUCCGCAGCGGAGCCCAAACUGGAAGAGCAGGUCGGCGGCCUGAGCUGGACCAGCUCCCAAGGCCCCGAAGAAAGGAGUGAGUAUCUGCAAAAAGUAAAAAGCAUCUUGAACAUCGUUAAAGAAGGACAGAUAUCUCUCCUGCCACACCUAGCUGCCGACAAUCUAGACAAAAUCCAUGACGAAAGUGGAAACAAUCUCUUACACAUUGCCGCGUCGCAGGGCCACGCGGAGUGCCUGCAGCACCUCACUUCUUUGAUGGGAGAAGAUUGCCUCAACGAGCGGAAUGCCGAGAAGUUGACUCCAGCGGGCCUGGCCAUCAAGAAUGGUCAGUUAGAGUGCGUGCGCUGGAUGGUGAGUGAAACGGAAGCCAUUGCAGAACUGAGUUGUUCUAAGGAUUUUCCAAGCCUUAUUCAUUACGCAGGUGGCUUUGGCCAGGAAAAGAUUCUUCUGUGGCUUCUUCAGUUCAUGCAAGAACAAGGCAUCUCGUUGGACGAAGUGGACCAAGAUGGCAACAGUGCAGUUCAUGUAGCCUCUCAGCAUGGCUACCUCGGGUGCAUACAGACCUUGGUUGAGUACGGAGCAAAUGUCACCAUGCAGAACCACACGGGGGACAAGCCCUCCCAGAGCGCCGAGCGCCACGGGCACACCCUGUGCUCCCGGUACCUGGUGGUGGUGGAGACCUGCAUGUCACUGGCCUCUCAGGUGGUGAAGUUAACCAAGCAGCUGAAGGAACAAACAGUGGAACGGGUCACACUCCAACACCAGCUCCAGCAACUUCUAGAGGCCCAGAGAUCCGAGGGCAAGUCACUCCUUUCUUCGCCCAGUUUGCCAUGCUCUCCCGCUUCCAGAAAGUCCCAGUGGAAAUCCCCAGAUACCGAUGAUGAGUCUGUAGCCAAAAGCAAACCAGGAGUCCAAGAGGGGAUGCCAGUCCUUGCCAGCCUGUCAGCAUCCAGCCGGGCCAGGGCUAAAGCAAAAGAUGAAGAUUCGGAUAGAAUCCUUCGCCAGUUACUGGGGAAAGACAUCUCAGAGAAUGUCUGCACCCAGGAAAAGUUGUCCUUGGAAUUCCAGGAUACUCAGGCUUCCUCUAGAAAUUCCAAGAAGAUCCCUCCGGAGAAGAGGGAACUGAAGUUAGCCCGACUGAGGCAGCUGAUGCAGCGGUCACUGAGUGAGUCGGACACAGACUCCAACACCUCUGAGGACCCCAAGAGCACACCCGUGAGGAAGGCUGAGCGGCCCAGGCCGCAGCCCAUCGUGGAAAGUGCGGAGGCCAUAGACAGCGCAGAAAGCUUACACUUGAUGAUCAAGAAACACACCUUGGCGUCAGGACGCAGGUUUCCUUUCGGGAUCAAGGCCUCCAAAUCUCUGGAUGGCCACAGCCCAUCUCCCACCUCAGAGAGCAGCGAACCAGACUUGGAAUCCCAUGGUCCAGGCUCAGGGACCACUCCCCCAAACCAGCCCUCUGGAGACCCCACUCUGCCCAGCCCUGACAGCACGGCUGCCCAGAAAGUGGCCACGAGUCCCAAGAGUGCCCUCAAGUCUCCGUCCUCCAAGCGCCGGACAUCUCAGAACUUGAAACUCAGAGUCACCUUUGAGGAGCCCGUGGUGCAGAUGGAGCAAACUGGCCUUGAACUCAAUGGAGAGAAGGACAGAGAUAAGGGCAGGACCCUCCAGCGGACCUCCACAAGUAGCGAAUCAGGGGAUCAGCUAAAAAGACCUUUCGGGACUUUCCGAUCCAUCAUGGAGACACUCAGUGGCAACCAGAACAAUAAUAAUAAUUAUCAGGCGGUCAACCAGCUGAAGACUUGCACACUGCCCUUAACCUCACUUGGAAGGAAGACGACAGACACCAAGGGAAACCCCGUGAGCUCUGCUAGCAAAGGAAAGAAUAAGGCGGAGAAGGCCAGCAGCUGCAUCAGCCUUCCCUCUAACACGCUGACUGAAGAGCAUCUGCAAAACUGCGCACGGCAUAAUGACAUCAAUAGGAGAAUGAAGAAAUCCUACAGCAUAAAGCACAUUGCUGAGCCAGAGCCAAAAGAACUCUUCUUGUAAAUCACUUUUUUACCAUCGCUGCCCUCUGGACACCAUUGGAAACUGGACUCUCCUCUGUGGAAAUAGAACCAUGGGAACAAUGCCUCGCCAGCAGCAGAACAGAGUAUCAGGAUGCCUUAAAUCUAUAGUGGUCGCCUAUAGAAGACACAUUUUGGGGGGUGAUAUUUGUAUAUAUAACUUGUUUUUAAAGAGACAUUCACCAAGCCACUGACGCCGUUUUGUAUUUCAUCAAUUGCAUGAGUGUUUGCUAAUGUUGAUUGAACUUCCCUUUCUCCAUAAUAUGGGCAGUUUGGGCUCCACAUCUCAAUGAGACCAGGCCAGUGGUAUUGUUUUCUGUCAAGAACGUUUUUCUGGCAUUUCUACUUUUUGUGUAAAGGAAAUAAAACAAUGUUAACAGCCACCUAUAAGCUGGGGACACCUACUUUCUAAUAAAUCUCUGAUCUGAUUUCUAAGGGA